Messenger RNA from Sorghum bicolor (sorghum), 1368 nucleotides. RefSeq names its product dual specificity protein phosphatase 1B. Gene Ontology annotation, biological process: protein dephosphorylation; negative regulation of MAPK cascade. NCBI's taxonomy places the organism in Eukaryota, Viridiplantae, Streptophyta, Magnoliopsida, Poales, Poaceae. Gene Ontology annotation, molecular function: MAP kinase tyrosine/serine/threonine phosphatase activity; protein tyrosine/threonine phosphatase activity. The record is from RefSeq and is a predicted model, not a curated record. The coding region runs from base 352 to 927 and encodes 191 amino acids. The transcript has 5 exons. Gene Ontology annotation, cellular component: cytoplasm.
ACGGCCGGAGAAUUUCGCUAGCAAUCGGUGGCCCAGAAAGAAUUUGCUAAAAAUGAUUCACCGCCAGAUAUCGUCGAUGCCUCGUUCGUCGUUCCCCAUCAUCACCGCCAUGGAUUUCUCCUAGGCUCCCCCAUCCGCUCGGCUCGCUUCCCUCCUCCCCACUCUCUCUGAUCCCGUCGCACUUCCCUCCUCCUCCUCGCCGCCGGCCCCCCUCUACUCGUCCGACUACCGUUUCCUCGUUCCCCCUCUCCCUUUUCGGUCGGCAACGAUCAUCGUCGGCAGCAAUCAUCAGGGCAAGCAAUUCCUCGAUUUCCGCCCCCCGCUCUCAGCUAGCGCAAGAGGAGCGACGCGAUGUCUAUGCCGGAGGCGGGGCAGGCCGCGGAGAGGGAUGAGCAGCAGCAGGCCCAGGUGAUCAAGGCGCUGAUGCAGGGCAUCUGCGCCGUGCGGUACCGCAAGGCCGAUAACACGCCCUGCCCCAUCGCGCAGGGUCUCUACUUGGGAUCUGUUGGAGCAGCAUUCAAUAAGGAGGCUCUCAAGAGCUUGAACAUCACCCAUAUCUUGAUUGUUGCAAGGUCGCUGGACCCAGUAUUUCCAGCUGAAUUCAAUUACAAGAAGAUCGAGGUACUUGACAGCCCAGACACUGAUCUGUUAAAGCAUUCUGAUGAAUGCUUUAGUUUCAUAGAUGAAGCUAUAAGCUCUGGAGGCAAUUGUUUAGUCCAUUGCUUUGCUGGGCGGUCAAGGAGUGUGACAAUCGUUGUUGCAUAUCUCAUGAAGAAGUAUCAAAUGAGCCUCGAAAGUGCCUUGUCGCUAGUUAGAAGUAAACGACCUCAAGUGGCUCCUAAUGAGGGGUUUAUUUCCCAGCUGGAGAAGUUUCAGAAAUCCUUUCAAGUGGAGCAGGAACGGAGAAUGCAAUCUGUGCAGAAUUAACUCAUUAUAUUAUAAUAGGUGUAGAGGCCUUAUAUGUUGUGAAUGCAUAUGCGUUGUCAAGAGCGUCCUGACUGCGUAUUAUGUCAUCUGGAUAACAAGCAAGGCCUUGGCAAACUGGUGGUGGUGGGACUCCACUGCUUUAUGUUGUAAACAGCAAGUGACGUUGUUCCUCCAUUGGGAUGCAGUUUCUCUUCUAAUGGGUAGUAUCAUAUAUAGAGCUGCAAUUAGCACUUCAUGAACUACAACAUCAAGACACUCAAAGAAAAAGCCUGCUCAUGUCACCAAGCUAAACAGACACUAGGAUGAUGGUGCUUGAUCCGGUGUCUCGUAGAUUUGUGCUAUGUAAUCAUGCUUGAUUUUUCAUGUCACUUGUUUUUGUAAACCUGGGUUCCAAAUAUUGUGAAACAUCCUACAAUCUCAAAGUCUUCUUUUUUACAAUGA